GCUAUUAGGUAGCAGCAAAUCUAUUAUUGGAAAAAUUACACAACUCAAGUUCAUGGUCGAACAUUCCCUCUCAUUCAUAUAAAUAGUCUGUCACAUAUCUGUAUCCUGUAUUCUGUAUUCUGCAUUAUAAUGUCAUUAAUGAGUGGUGAUAAUAUCGAGGAAGAAAUUUUUUCGUUAUAUAAUGCUCAAAAGUGGAAAGAAAUCACUACUUUAUCUUGUACAACUAAUGAACUCAGAAGAUUAUCAUGGGUAUUACCAGAUAUAGAUGAUUUGUAUUGGAUGAAUAAUAUUAUACAAAAGUAUAAUCUAUUUGGAAUUGCAAGUAUUGGUUGUGGUUGUGGAUUACUAGAAUGGUUAUUACAAAAAUAUUCAGGAUUAGACAUUAUAGGUAUAGAAUUGGAUAGUUCCUGGUGGAAUAGCAAAUAUUCUCCACCUAAAUUCUUGAAAAAUAUAAUUUUUGUUGAGAAAGAGUUACCGAAAAUUCAGAUACCAAAACGAUAUGCCAUGUUAUUUUGCUAUUUUAAUAACAGUACUGCAUUCUGUAAUUAUAUAGAAAAUUACAAAGGAAGUUUAAUUCUCGUUAUUGGACCUAUGGAAGGAUGUAAUUGUACAACAGAUCCACUACCAUUUGAUAAAAAAUUUGAACAAUAUAAUUGGAAAUUAAUAGAUAAGAAAAAACUUGUACGUUCCAAAGAUUAUAUUACUGCAUACAUUAAACAAAAAAUGAUUAUAAUGUAAAAAAGAUAAAAACUAUAUAAAUUAUGAAAUUAAAUAGUACUUCUUUUUAGCUAUACAAAAGAAAUAAAUUAAAAAAAAAUUUAUAAGAAAAUCUGCAAACUAUGAUUUGCGUGCCAUAUUGUAAUUUGUAUUUGCGCGCGCAACAGUUCCUUAGUCGUUAUUGGUUGCUGGACAUGCGAUAAUAAGAUCAAUGGCGAAUAUAAAUAUAAUAAAUUGUAAAUUUUAUGUAUAUAAUAUAUAUCUACAUUAUAAUAUAAAAAUUCUAUUAAA
This is a messenger RNA of Cataglyphis hispanica, 1008 nucleotides long. RefSeq lists its product as uncharacterized. The coding region runs from base 130 to 738 and encodes 202 amino acids. The record is from RefSeq and is a predicted model, not a curated record. The transcript has 3 exons. Lineage: Eukaryota; Metazoa; Arthropoda; Insecta; Hymenoptera; Formicidae.